Molecule: messenger RNA, 1909 nt
Organism: Dicrocoelium dendriticum
Lineage: Eukaryota; Metazoa; Platyhelminthes; Trematoda; Plagiorchiida; Dicrocoeliidae
Source: the annotation of a GenBank genome assembly
CUUGAGCCGUGUCAUGUGUGAUCCAGUUUGGGAAUUUCAGCCAUCGGACCGUACAUUUUGAACGCGAAAUCGAAGAGUUCCUUUCCCAAGCAACGUGUUCACUUGGAUGUGACCGAAGUCUUGCGAAAAAAGGCCGGCAUUGGAUACUCCGAAUUGGAAGAGUUGGAGAGUCGACUUCUGCAACAUCCAUUGAUUUUAUUUCCACAAUUGCGACAAUCGAUUCCAAAUAAGCAAUUCGAGGAUGCGCUGUCUAUUUUGGACCCCAAAAUGAGAGUUCAAGCAGCAUGCGAUGCUGCCAAUCACGAGGAAGCUUUCGGCCAAAAAAGAGAGAAAGAACCUGUGAAGACCUCAGUGGCAACACAAGUAGAACACUACGAAUUACCGAUUUCAAAGAAUCAUGAAAGGUCGAAAAGUACGCGGCUUUUUGGAACAAAAUGCACCACGGAAUUUGACUGGGAGCCCGAAAUAUUUCAAGAUAAUCCACUCCUGUUGGAGAAAACAGAAGAGUUUUGUCGUUGGGUUUCGAAUCUGGACGAGGGUAAAGAAGAUACACAAGAAACGACAACAAUCGCCAGUCUAUUCUCAGGAAGUCUCGAGACUCAACCUCCGACCUCUUGGCCAAUCAGCGACGCAGACCUCAUCCAUGAGCCUAGAGGCCUUCAUGCUGAAUUCGCCUGGCCACCUGAAAACACUAAGGCACGACAGCCGUUCGGUAGAUGGCAUGCAAAGUAUCCGACUAAUACUCUGCAACCGAUAGGACAGAAAGGUAAGCGCCUUGAUAAAUUCAGGACCAGUCUUUGGCCCCCUCCAUCAGGAUCAGGAUCAGUGCAAGCGACUGAGAUGAAAAUCCAACAGGGCUAUAAUUCCAAGGUCACCGAAGUUCGGGCGAGAGCUGACCAUUUGAACAACAGGCUGAAGCACACGUAUGAGUACGCAGCAUUUAUGGAAUACGCAAAGAAAGGAAACAAAAGGAUACCACAGGUGUUCGGUUUAGGCAACAGCGCCUAUCCUCAUUUUAAUGCUUGCGCAAAGCUAGUUGAUCGUUUGCUUCAUCGACACGGUGGCACUCGGCUUCUUCAGCCGGUUUUUAGCGAUGAACUUCAGGAUCAGGAAAGAACAUUUCUUACCUGGCAGUUGCAAGUGACUGAGGCUAUCAGGUCUCGCUUACAUGUGAUGGAAGCCGUCAAUUCAAAUGUACCGAUUCGCCCUCUCUAUCAAAAGAUGUCAGUACCCCGAGGUGCACUGACUGGUGGUAAACUUUUUGUCGGCGAGCCACACACUUUGGGAUCGUACAAAUAUCAAAAAAUCCCAUUUAACUCGAAGAACCCGUUUUUGGCAAAAGUGAUAGUAAACGAGGAAUUGUACAACUUUACAGUGCGGUCAUGCAGGCAUAUUGAACUUGACAUCGAUGGUUCCUCCUUCAGUUAUCGUCCAGGUGACCAUGUAGCUGUACUACCGAGCAACCCUAUGGCAUUGGUUGAGUCAAUAGGUGAGCUACUGCGCAUCAACCUGGACGAACCCUUUGCGUUACUUUCUAGCGAAACGCUUAAUCUUCGCAAGUCCCCGUUUCCAUGCCCAUGCACUUAUCGCACAGCAUUGACCCACUACGUCGAUUUGACCGGUCCACCCUCACUCCGGACACUAUCGGCGUUGGCCGACUUUACCGAGAACAUGCUUGAGGCGGAGCAGUUGCGCUUUUUCGUCUCCAACACGACAGAUGGCCAAGCAGACGAUUUCACGGGCUGACUACCCAUUGGCUCGGUAGUUUAUUGCCGCAGACAAUCUCUGGGGCUCGAGUUCCAAUAUACCUGAAGACGAGCUCCUUUCAUUUGCCACGAAGUAGCAGAAUUCCGAUUAUCAUGGUGGCAACUGGCACGGGUCUGGCCCCGUUUCGAGCUUUUAUCCAAGA